Lonchura striata (white-rumped munia) is the source of this 2643-nucleotide messenger RNA. RefSeq names its product potassium voltage-gated channel subfamily A regulatory beta subunit 2 (gene KCNAB2). Gene Ontology annotation, molecular function: transmembrane transporter binding; potassium channel regulator activity; voltage-gated potassium channel activity. The record is from RefSeq and is a predicted model, not a curated record. Lineage: Eukaryota; Metazoa; Chordata; Aves; Passeriformes; Estrildidae. Gene Ontology annotation, cellular component: membrane; juxtaparanode region of axon; cytoplasm. Gene Ontology annotation, biological process: regulation of potassium ion transmembrane transport; potassium ion transport; regulation of action potential.
GAGCAGGAGCAGAUCAACUUGGCACAUGGCUCCCACCAUCUGUGGGGGUAGCAAAGCCACUAAUGGGCUGGUGCUGGGAGCAUCCCCAAACGGGACGGGGUUUAUGGCCUUCCCUGCCUGUUCUGGCUGUGCCUGGAAGUGCUUGUGGCGUGGAAAGCGGGCAGCCUGCUGGGAUCACCCACCCUGGCAGUGCUGAGUGGUCCGUCAGUGUCAGCAUGGUUUGGAGUAGGCAGUGUGCUUAUUGGCCCCGUCGCUGCCAGGACCGUGCUGAAAUGGCAGAGGAAGUGCCAAGAUGCUGCCAUGAAUCUGAACAGGAUUCAGCUGAGGGAGAAGAACGAGGUUUUCCUAAUUUAUAGCUGCCAGAGCACCACUGUGUGAGCAGCCUGUCCCAAACCCUGACCCCUUUUUGCUGGCUUGGCCUCUAGCUUUCCUGUUAGAUCCAGCUGCAUUGGUGUUGUUAUCACUGCGGGAUCACUGAGUCGCACUGCCACAGGGACCAGCCUGCUCCACUUACUGAGGUGGCACGCGCCAGGCUGGUCUUUUUGCCCAAGAUAGCCAAAAAGCCAAAGGCACUGAGAAGGCGUGAUGAGCACAAGGAGGAUGGGUGGCCAGCGGCAGAACGCAGCAGCCGGGUGACCCUGGUGCUGGAGGCAACCCUGCAGCAUCCCUGCCGACGCUGUUUUUGAUUAUUUUAAGAGGAGCACACCCGGCGCGAUGUGAGGCAGUGAUGAUGCAGCUCCUGCCCAGGCUCCCCGUGGCCCCGGACGAGCCUUCCCCCGCCUGAGCUGCGCAGGGGCGGCUGGUGGCAGCCGCUCGUUCGCCCACGCGCUGCCGGUGCCGGGCUGCGGCGCCGACACGGUUAAGGCACCGGCGGGAUCGGGAGCCGGCUGCAGCCACCGGCGGAGCCAAACUUGCCGAGUCAGGAUGUGAGAGCGGCGGGGACGGCUCUGCAGCAUCCCUUAGGUGCUGUCGCAUCCCGGGGCGCGGAGGGCUCGGCUUCCCCCUCCGCCGGACGCCUUUUCCCGGGGACGGAGCGGGAAUGGGGUAGGAACCGCCAUCCACUGCGUUUGCCGCCGGCUGUAGCAGCUGCUCUGCCGCUUCCCGAGCUCCGCGGAGCCGGCAGCGGGGUUUGACUCGUUGCCUUGUGCCUCCCGACCGCGCAUCGCCCUGCGUCCGAGCACCGGAGACAGGGGUGAGGCAGCAAGUGGCUCCGGGGAGCCCAGGCUGGCUCCAUGUAUCCCGAAUCCACCACUGACUCCCCAGCGCGACUCUCGCUGCGGCAGACGGGCUCCCCAGGGAUGAUUUACAGCGCGAGAUACGGGAGCCCCAAGCGCCAGCUCCAGUUCUACAGGAACCUCGGGAAGUCUGGGCUGCGUGUGUCCUGCCUGGGUCUGGGAACAUGGGUGACUUUCGGAGGGCAGAUCACAGAUGAGAUGGCAGAGCAGCUGAUGACUUUAGCUUAUGACAACGGCAUUAAUCUCUUCGACACGGCAGAAGUCUACGCUGCUGGCAAGGCCGAGGUGGUGCUGGGGAACAUCAUCAAGAAGAAAGGGUGGAGACGGUCCAGCCUGGUCAUCACCACCAAAAUCUUCUGGGGAGGAAAGGCUGAGACAGAGAGGGGCCUGUCCCGAAAACACAUCAUAGAAGGUCUGAAGGCAUCUCUGGAGAGGCUGCAGCUAGAGUAUGUGGAUGUGGUGUUCGCCAACCGGCCCGACCCCAACACGCCGAUGGAAGAGACAGUGCGAGCCAUGACCCAUGUCAUCAACCAGGGGAUGGCCAUGUACUGGGGGACCUCACGCUGGAGCUCCAUGGAGAUCAUGGAGGCGUACUCGGUGGCCCGGCAGUUCAACCUGAUUCCGCCCAUCUGCGAGCAGGCCGAGUACCACAUGUUCCAGCGGGAAAAGGUGGAGGUGCAGCUCCCUGAGCUCUUCCACAAGAUAGGUGUUGGAGCCAUGACCUGGUCCCCACUGGCCUGUGGCAUCGUCUCGGGGAAGUACGAUGGGGGCAUCCCCCCCUACUCCCGUGCGUCACUCAAGGGAUACCAGUGGCUGAAGGACAAGAUCCUGAGUGAAGAGGGCCGGCGGCAGCAGGCAAAGCUGAAGGAGCUGCAGGCCAUUGCUGAGCGCCUGGGCUGCACCCUCCCCCAGCUCGCCAUCGCCUGGUGCCUGCGCAAUGAGGGUGUCAGCUCUGUCUUACUGGGGGCCUCCAAUGCCGACCAGCUGAUGGAGAAUAUUGGAGCAAUACAGGUCCUUCCAAAGCUGUCGUCUUCCAUCGUCCACGAGAUCGAUAGCAUCCUGGGCAACAAACCAUACAGCAAGAAGGACUACAGAUCCUAAGCGCGCCCGAGCGCUCUGCCCGCCGCGCAGCCCUCGCCGCCCGUUCGCUUGCUUAACGCUUUGUUGGAGCGAAGUGGAGAGUGUGGCUCGCACCAUGAGCGCCGAGAGCCAGCGCUCCCGCCCGCGCUGCCCCGGACGUGGCUCCACGGCGCAGGGACGGCCGGCGGGAGGCGAGCCCCGGGCUGCCCGGCCGCCCUGCCCGCGGGACCCGAUGCAUGCGUGGCUCCUGCCUCCGCGUUGGCGGCGGGCGCGGGGCGCACGCGGGUGCUGUACGCCCACGAGGCCGACAACACGAAGCUGUUCCCCA